AUGACGUCCCCGGACACGGACGCGCAGCAGCCCCAGAGCGGCUUUCGGCAGUACCUGCCGGACCUGGACACGCCGCGCUUUCGUACCAUCGCCGCGAACGACGUCCAGGGCCACGCGCGCGAGCUGCUGGAGCACCACCGGCCUCCGUGGCUGUACGGCCUGUAUGUGCACUGGAGGAAGCUGUUCCAGGAGCCGUUCAAGGGCGUGACGAACGACGGUGUCGUACGGCCAGGCCUCUUCGGCCUGCGCGACGAAGGCGUGCCCAUCGGCGCCAUCACCCGCGCGGCGCGCGCCGUCGUGUCCCAGCUGAGCCCGGCGCAGGCCGCGCGCACGCUGCUGCACGUGGACUCGCCCGAGUGGCGCUCGUGGUCGAACCCCGAGUUCCUGCUGAGCGACAAGGGCAUCCGGCUCGACGCGGUGCCGGGCGCGCUGCGCGACGCGGUGCUCGCGCUGCUCGCAGCGACGCUGUCGCCCGAGGGCUACGAGAAGGCGCUCGCGGCGAUGCGCAUCAACGGCUUCCUCGGCGAGCUCGUCAACGCGCCGGCCGUCAUGAACGAGCACAGCUACAACUUCGUCCUGUUCGGCGAGCCCAGCGAGGAGGCGCCCUGGGGCUGGAGCUUCUACGGCCACCACCUGUGCCUCAGCGUCUUCCUCUACCGCGCCCAGAUCGUCGUCAGCCCCUGGUUCACCGGCGCCGAGCCGAACCUGAUCGACGCCGGGCCGCACCGCGGCACCCGCAUCCUGCACGAGGAGGAGCGCUGGGGCCUGCAGCUGAUGCAGAGCCUGACCGACGAGCAGAGGGCCCGCGCGCUCGUGUACCGCGAGAUGAAGGACCCGGCGAUGCCCCGCGGCCGGUGGAACCACGACGACCAGCGGCACCUCUGCGGCGCGUACCGCGACAACCGGGUGGUGCCGUACGAGGGCGUCGUCGUGGGGUCGCUCGCGGCCGCGCAGCAGGACCUGGUGCGCCGGAUCCUGCGGCAGUACCUGCUGUACCUGCCGGAACGGGCGCGGGCGCUGCGGCUGGCCGACUGCGAGGCGCACUUCGGCGAGACGUACUUCUGCUGGAUCGGCGGCUGCGGCGACGCCGACCCCUUCUACUACCGCCUGCAGAGCCCCGUGGUCGUGGCCGAGUUCGACCACCACUCCGGCGUCUUCCUCGCUAACGAGCAGCCCGCCAAGUUUCAUAUCCACACCCUGCUGCGCACCCCCAACGCCGGCGACUACGGCGCCGCCCUGCGCCCGCACAUCGCCGCCGGGUCGGUCCCGCAGGACUACGUCUGGGAGGGCUGA
Messenger RNA from Durotheca rogersii, 1293 nucleotides. RefSeq lists its product as uncharacterized. The record is from RefSeq and is a predicted model, not a curated record. The coding region runs from base 1 to 1293 and encodes 430 amino acids. The transcript has 2 exons. Lineage: Eukaryota; Fungi; Ascomycota; Sordariomycetes; Xylariales; Xylariaceae.